AUGACGAGUUCGACUCUAUGCUUUGCUAAGUCUAUUCAACGUAUUGCUUGUUUGAGCAGUCGUCAAGCACGUGGAAGUCUACGUUUCGUAUCGACAGCGUUACCUGAUAGUUGGUAUAAACGCUUUCCUCCAAUUGUCGAAAAGGAUAUCGAAGAAAAAGCGAUUAAAGGCUCAGGACCGGGUGGCCAAGCGAUAAAUAAAACGCAAAACUGUUGUCAAAUAAAGCAUAUUCCAACAGGGAUUGUUGUUUCAUGUCAACAGACACGUUUUCUAGAAAAGAAUCGAUUGUUAGCUCGACGUCAACUACAAGAAAAAUUGGAUGCUUAUUACAACGGUGAACAGGGUCUUGUUGCACAGUAUAAACGAGAACGAAGCGAAAAACGAGAAGCCAAACGUUCAGAAACGAAGAAAACUCUCGAGAAAAAACGUGCUUUCAAAGCUCAACAAGACAACGAUUCUAACAGUGAUCAUGAUCAUUCAUCAAACUCCUAA
This is a messenger RNA of Adineta ricciae, 492 nucleotides long. NCBI's taxonomy places the organism in Eukaryota, Metazoa, Rotifera, Eurotatoria, Adinetida, Adinetidae. The record is from the annotation of a GenBank genome assembly.